AACCAAAAAAAAAAAAAAAACCUUAGGCAGGAAAAGCUAUAGCGACCAUUUUUUCUCUAAAAGGGUCUUCUUCGGUUAUCUUCCUCAGAUCUCCCAUUUCUCUACCUCUCUCCUUUUCACGGAUCCUCUGUUUUUGCUUCGGACAAAAUGGGCGUUGAGGUUGUAAACUCUGGUGGAUUUGAGGUUGUUCCAGCUCCUUUUGAAGGAAAACCCGAGACGAACGGGAAGGUGGCCCAAGGGAAAGGAGAUAAAGCCUCCAUCAAGUUCGGUUCACUCGGCGGCGAGCCGCCCAAGAAAGGCGAAGAUAAUAACAAUGUGUUGAUCUCCGAUGUGCCUAAAGAUGCAGCAGAAGAGUGGCCUGCGGCGAAGCAGAUCCAUUCUUUCUACUUUGUUAAAUACCGUCAUUACGAUGACCCGAAAACGAAGGCCAAGCUUGACGUAGCUGAUAAAGAGCUUGAGAAGUUGAACAAGGCUCGGGGUGCGGUUUUGGACAAGUUGAAAGAAAAGAGGACGGAGAGAUCAAAGUUGUUCGAUUUGCUGGACCCGUUGAAGUCAGAGCGUCAAGGAUUCAACACGAUGUUUGAUGAGAAAAGAAAGGAAAUGGAACCAUUGCAGCAAGCACUGGGAAAGCUAAGGGGCAAUGAUGGUGGGAGUGCUCGUGGGCCUGCUAUCUGUUCGUCUGAGGAAGAGCUGAAUAAUAUGAUAUACAGCUUACAAUAUCGGAUUCAACACGAAAGCAUUCCGUUAACCGAGGAGAAGCAGCUUCUCAAAGAGAUCAGGCUGCUUGAAGGUACAAGAGACAAGGUCAUUGCUCAUGAGGCUGUGAGAGCCAAAAUCAAAGAAUCUAUGGGUCAGAAAGAUGAUAUCCAAGGUCAAGUUAAGUUAAUGGGUGCUGGUUUGGACGGUGUGAAGAAGGAGAGGCAAGCAAUUUCAGCAAGGAUUAAUCAGCUGAGUGAGAAGUUGAAAGCAACGAAAGAUGAGAUUCAGGUACUGGAGAAUGAGCUGAAGACUGUGAGCGAGAAGAGGGACAAAGCUUAUUCAAACAUCCAUGAGCUCAGGAAGCAACGCGAUGAGACGAAUUCUGGGUUUUACCAAGGCCGUACUGUGUUGAACAAAGCUAGAGAGUUGGCUGCACAAAAGAACAUAAACGAGCUUGAAGCUCUCUCCAAAGCGGAGGUUGAGAAAUUCGUUUCCCUCUUCUGCAGUAAGAAGAACUUCAGAGAAGAUUACGAGAAGAGAAUCUUGGCAUCACUUGAUUCUAGGCAGCUGAGCCGAGAUGGACGGAUGAGGAACCCCGAAGAGAAGCCUCUGCUUGCUCCUGAGGCACCACCAUCAAAGGCAGCGCCUUCUGAAACCGAGGUUGUCCCGAAAGCUAAGGCAAAGCAGCAGCCAAAGGAGGAACCAGUUUCUGCACCUAAACCAGAUGGUAGUGUUGCUCAGAAGACUGAGAAAGUUAAAGAUGCAGUGAAAGUAAAGAAUGUUGUGGUUGAUGAUGAUGGUGAUGAUGAAGUAUAUGGUCUUGGAAAGCCGCAGAAAGAAGAGGAAGAAAAGUUAGAUGAAGCUACGGUGAAAGAGAUGAGAAAGCAAGAGGAGAUUGCUAAAGCUAAGCAAGCUAUGGAAAGGAAAAAGAAGCAGGCAGAGAAAGCUGCUGCUAAAGCUGCUAUAAGAGCACAAAAGGAAGCUGAGAAGAAAGAGAAAAAGGAGCGAGAGAAGAAGGCCAAGAAGAAGACCGGGGGCAACACAGAAGCCGAGGCUGAUGCUGAGGAAGUUCCAGAAGCUUCUGAGGCUGAGAAGGAAGAGAUUGAAGCUCCAGUGGUGGAGAAACCACAGAAGGAAAAAGUCUUAAAGGAGAAACCGAUAAGGAACAGAAUCCGUAGUAGAGGACCAGAAACGCUCCCGAGAGCAAUCCUUAAGCGUAAGAAGUCGACUAAUUACUGGGUUUGGGCUGCUCCAGCUGCUCUUGUGGUACUGAUACUUCUUGUCUUGGGUUACUACUACGUUCUCUAGAUCGAACGUAGUGAUCAAGCGAGGCUGCGUUGUUGUAGUUUGGAAUCUCUUAAAGCUGGGAUUUUUGCCUUCUUUUGCGAAGGAGACUCUUAAAAAACCUCUUAAGCUUAUGCCUCAUUUACAUACGAGUAGAGACUCUUCCCUUUUGAGUACUUUUUACUUCUUUGUUCUUUUCUCUUCUGUUGUUGAGGCUUUAACUUUGAAGAAAGAAAACAGUUUUUGUUACUACAUUUUAUAGCUUUGAUUAUA
Messenger RNA from Eutrema salsugineum, 2256 nucleotides. RefSeq names its product proton pump-interactor 1. The coding region runs from base 148 to 2007 and encodes 619 amino acids. The record is from RefSeq and is a predicted model, not a curated record. The transcript has 7 exons. Lineage: Eukaryota; Viridiplantae; Streptophyta; Magnoliopsida; Brassicales; Brassicaceae.